GUGUCUCGAAGACACCUAAAUAGUCUUUAAACUUGUUUCUUAAUGAAUCCUCACAGUGCAAAGACCGAAAAACCUGUUAAUUAUGGACGAAACGAUGGGUCUACGCAGUGCUUCGCACUUGCGGUUGAGAUGAAGUUGAAGAUGGGCUAAUAUUCUUGAAAAACCCCGAUUUUUGAAAGCAUCAGAAGAAGAAUGGCAAUGUUUCAAUUGAAACUGCUGGACAAUGCGCGUGUGGAAUGCAAGUACGAAUCAUUGCGCUGGAAGAGUGUGUUUCACAUCUCGUCUUCUUCAGCCUUCGUAAAACACCGCAAUCCCACAAUUAAGACUUGGGCCGAUUAAAUGGCAUCGAGCCCCAUUGUUUUGUCCAUCCGCGAAGCACCAGAGCAGCAACCAGUGCAAAGGCAGAAUCCGCGCAAUGCGUACACCUCAUAUAGUGCUACUCUUGACCGGCUUGGUGGUGUUUUUUUCGCAAAGUUCUUCUGGUCAUGACGAAUCCUCGUGGCAUCCGAUCUUAUACGAUUAUUAUCACAUUGACUUGACUGAACUUGGGGGGUAUCAGGAUGGAGGAGCUCCCGAGCCGGAUGAGGGAGGCUUUGGAGGCAACCUGCCCGUUCCAAAGGAUGCUAUUGUCGAUGCCAUUAACGAGCUGGGAAUCAAAUUAUUGGCUAUUCACAACGAGCACAACGAGAACAAUAUCGCAAUCUCGCCUUACGGAGCGUUCAGCGUAUUGGCGGCGCUCAGCGAAGGCCUAGAAGGGGCGGCAGCGCUCGAAGUCCUCCAUGCCGCCCACAUUCCGAAGGAGAAAAGCAUUAUUCGGAUCGGCCUGCGGGAUAUUCACCGGCAUCUAAAGAGCUACUUUAUCCCCGAGGAAGGCUUCCUGGCCGGGCUCACCUUGAACUUAAACAACGUCAGCUUGAAGAGCGACUACGAAGAGGUGUUGCGCUUCUACGGCUUCGAUUACAGCUCUUUCAACAACGCUCUCUAUCCAGAACCGCCCACCACCAAGAAGGAACCUCCCGCCGAAGGAACCACCUUGGAAACGGGAUUGGGGGUAUCCGAAGCAGAAGCUACCACAGCCACCAACAGGCCAGCUGAAGAAGCGACAGUGACUGUUGAAGCAGAAACAACAACAGCUAGAUCAACAACUACCGAAGCCACAGUGUCAACCACAAUGGAAAAUCAGGUCACAACAGGAAAAGGCAAUAAUCCAGCUGCAGAAGAACCGACGUCUUCAACAGAAGCCCCAACUACCAUCGCGGUUGAAACCACUACAAGAGCAGAGGAAACAAGCGCUUCACCAGCCGCAACCACUACUGAAGGACCAAUCACGGAGCCUCCUACUACAGUGGCAGCUGCAACUGCAUCAGUAGUAACCUCUUCAGAAACCACAAUAGUGCAAAUACUGGAGACGCAAAGCUCCACGGAUAAAAACAGUGAAUUCCACAGCACCUCGUUCAAGGAAACUAUUUCGACGAGUUUUUCUUCGCAUUCGACUAGCGAAUCUACCGAUAACACCGGCAAAGACUCAACCGACGCAGCCGUGACUGUCUCAACCACUGAAACAGUCGGUGCAGACUCUGCAACUGAAGCCACUACGAUGUUAACCGGAAAUACUCUUCGUACCACUCGAGAUGCCACCUUUCAGUCUGAAGAUCCGGAUAUUCCCUCAGCCACUGAGGUGGCAACCACAACAAUCACGGAAGUGGUUAAUGAGCCUGCAGAAGAACCUUUCUUGACUACAACUCUAGAGAUCCCCAGCAGCAGCGACGCUGCUGAAGAGAUGGCAACAUCCACUGUAGCCCCAAUAGCUACAGAGCCAACUUUUCUCAGUGUGAUCGAUAUGGGAAACGAAAUUGCUGCUACGUCGAUGAGCGCUGAGUUUUCCGACGCCCCUGAGACUACGACGCAAGUUUUCGCAGCUACUGACCUCAACUACAACUACGAAGCUGCAGAAGCUUAUGAAGACAACGCUCCGAUGAGCGACGGGGCAGGAGAGGAGUUGAACCCAAGCCUCAAGAGAAGCGCCCGAUCAGUGGUGGAUUACGUGAUUGCAAGAAUAUACGAUGAUCGUCCGCGUUAUCUGCCCCUACCACCCAGACCACAAUACGCAGCAAACGAGCCGCUGACUUUUGCAAUCUACGGAAAGUACCGGGAAGGUGGCAUCAACUUCAUGAAGUACGAUACAGUGUUGCCGUACUACUUCGUGCACAAGCUCAACGCUGCCGCUUUGAGCUUUCCUUUGGACAGCACCAAGUACUAUUUGCUGCUGCUGCUGCCUCUGCGAGAUGCCGGCAUAGACCAGCUGAUCUGCGACUUGAGGAUACAUGGAAGUCUUCGGCAUAUCAUCGACAACUUGAAGCUCACCCAUGUGGUGGCCACCAUCCCCAGCUUCAUGCUCAAGGGAUACGUCACUUUAACCCCCACCCUACAACGGCUGGGAGUUCGCAGCAUUUUCGAGCCGCGGCAGGCGGACUUCAGCGCGAUGACCAACGUUUCGGACAUUUACGUGACCAACAUUGAACAGGCCGUAACAGUCACUAUCAGGAACUAUCUGGAUUCCUCGGCCCAACGAUACAAAAACUUCCGCAGAUUUAACCCGGUUCGGUUCAAAGCUGACCAUCCCUUCUUGUACUUUGUGGUCGAUUCUGAGCUGCACGUUGCCUUAAUGGUCGGCAAAGUGAUCAAUCCCCUCAACUCUAGAAUCAGCUAACCAGUAAAGCCUCAUUCCUACAUAUCAACAGAUGCUGUGUACAGAUUUAGAGCUCCAGAUGCUCUUUGAACCGCCACACGUUUUUUUGCGGGAUGUUAACCGGAUGAAAUUCAACAAUAAAAUGAUCAUCACACAACAAUAAACAGUCUUUUUAAGGUU
Molecule: messenger RNA, 2869 nt
Organism: Dendroctonus ponderosae (mountain pine beetle)
Lineage: Eukaryota; Metazoa; Arthropoda; Insecta; Coleoptera; Curculionidae
Gene: Spn85F
Exons: 9
Coding region: 416-2710 (764 amino acids)
Molecular function (GO): serine-type endopeptidase inhibitor activity
Source: RefSeq, a predicted model, not a curated record